Molecule: messenger RNA, 684 nt
Organism: Parnassius mnemosyne (clouded apollo)
Lineage: Eukaryota; Metazoa; Arthropoda; Insecta; Lepidoptera; Papilionidae
Source: the annotation of a GenBank genome assembly
AUGGGACGUUUUUGCGCCACAUUUACUCUAAAUGAUAAUACGCAUCCACAGAGAUGUCGUACAGUGCGUACAGAAGAAGUCAUUGCUGCUGUAGAGCGUAGCGUAGAGGAAGACCCGAAUCAGUCUAUCCGCCAUCGUGCACAGGAAUUGGAUAUGUGUCCAUCCACUUUAUGGAAGAUUUUGCGGAAAGAUCUUGGUUUGCGUGCUUACAAAAUCCAACUCGUGCAAGAAUUGAAGCCUCGCGAUCACUUAGCAAGGCGUAGAUUCGGUGAAUGGGCCCAAAAUAAGAUUGCCGACGAUCCCGAUUUUCAUAAGCGAAUUUUGUUUAGCGAUGAAGCUCACUUUUGGUUGAAUGGAUAUGUCAAUAAACAAAAGUGCCGUAUUUGGAGUGAUGAUAAUCCUCAAGUGUAUGUUGAGACACCGUUACAUCCAGAAAAACUGACUGUGUGGUGUGCUUUAUGGGCUGGUGGAAUAAUUGGUCCGUACUUCUUUAAAAACGAUGCUGGCCAGAACGUUACAGUCAAUGGUGACCGCUAUAGAGUGAUGAUUACUGACUUUUUCGUUCAUCAAUUGAACAGCCAUGAUGUGCAGGAGUUGUGGUUUCAACAAGACGGCGCAACAUGUCACACAGCUCGUGCUACAAUUGAUUUAUUGAAGGAAACGUUUGGUAACCGCAUAGUUUAA